AUGGCCAACGACGACGAGUUUCACGAUUUCUACAAAUAUACCCCGUCAAAGCCAGCGGCUAUCACCUUUAUUGCCUUAUUUUUGAUAUCCUCUGCCGCUCACCUCUUCCAGCUUGUUAGAGGCCGCGUUUGGUUUUUUGUGCCUCUGGUUGUUGGUGGUAUAUUCGAGAUAGUUGGAUUUAGUGGUCGAAUUAUCUCCAGUACUGAAGCUCCUUUGUUUACGGACACUCCCUACAUAAUCCAGAACCUCUUCCUCCUUCUGGCUCCCGCUUUGUUCGCCGCUUCUAUAUACAUGGAGCUUGGACGUCUUAUCCUUGUGCUGGAAGGAGAACAACAUUCUAUUGUUCGCCGAACCUGGAUGACAAAGAUAUUUGUUACUGGAGAUGUCUUAUCAUUCUUAGCGACACCGUCCCGGGAUAUGAUUGGACAAGAACAGUUAGCUAACGUGACCUAUAUACUCCGUAUAGGUGGUGGAAUUAUGGCAAGCGGAAAACCCUCGAACCUGUCCCUUGGCGAGAAAGUUGUCGUGGUCGGCUUGAUAAUUCAAAUUCUCUUCUUCGGCUUCUUCAUCAUCGUCUCCGUCAUUCUUCAUCUCCGAAUGAAUACCCAUCCAACCACUGCCUCGUUAUCCCUAGGCUUCUCGUGGCGCAAAUAUCUCUAUGGCCUUUAUGCGGUUUCUAUCCUUGUCAUGGUGCGUUCUGUUUUUCGGGUUGCUGAAUUCGCACAAGGCUCAAACGGGACACUAUUGAAGCACGAGGUUUACCUUUACGUAUUCGAUGCUGCGUUGAUGUUUAUUUUGAUGGUGAUAUUGAAUGUGGUUCAUCCGGGUGUUAUCUCGGCCUUGGCUCGGGGAAAGGUGGCUCUGAAGACAACGGAUACCCUGGAGAUGCAACCGGGACGGGAUGAUUUGACUGGACCACGAGGGGUUGAACCUACCACCAUGCGCCCAAGUUUUACCGAGUCCACCUAUGUAAGACAUGCUAUUGCGACGAGGGGCUUGGCAUAA
Messenger RNA from Arthroderma uncinatum, 1005 nucleotides. RefSeq lists its product as uncharacterized. The coding region runs from base 1 to 1005 and encodes 334 amino acids. Lineage: Eukaryota; Fungi; Ascomycota; Eurotiomycetes; Onygenales; Arthrodermataceae. The record is from RefSeq and is a predicted model, not a curated record. The transcript is spliced from 3 exons. Gene Ontology annotation, cellular component: membrane.